AUGGCUAUUGUUGAUUUACAGUCUAGAGAUCACAAAAGUCUUCUAGACUUGAUUGACACGCUCCGCGGAAAAGGUGUCGCUCGCUAUGUCCCGCUUCCUGAGAUCGUUGUUGUAGGGGAUCAAUCAGCGGGGAAGAGUUCAGUCCUGGAAGCCAUUUCUGGCAUGUCUUUCCCUGCCAAGGACAACCUGUGCACACGGUUUGCGACAGAGCUCGUUCUUAGACGAUCUACAAAUGUGGAAGUAAAGAUAUCGAUUCUCCCAGAAACAAGUCGCCCAAUGCGCCAGCAAGAAGAGCUGAAGCGAUUUCGCCCGGUCGUGGAACCCGGCACCCUGGACCUGUCGCAUAUUGUUGAACAAGCCAAGUUGGCAAUGGGCAUUACCCCAACCUCCAAAGCUUUCCGAAAUGACACUCUGCGAGUUGAGCUUUCUGGGCCCGACCAGCCUCAUCUAACAAUGGUCGAUCUCCCGGGACUGUUUCAGGCCGGCAACAGCCUACAAUCUGACCAAGACUCCGAAACCGUGACGAAUAUGGCCAUCAAAUACAUGAAACUACCAAGAAGCAUCAUACUUGCGGUUGUUUCUGCCAAGAGUGACUUCGCGUUGCAGCAGGUUACUCGACUAGCUAGGGGGUAUGAUCCGAACGGACAUCGCACGAUCGGCCUCAUCACAAAGCCGGAUACAUUGGACGAAGGCUCAGAGAGCGAAGCAGCAUAUAUUCGUCUGGCCCGAAAUGAUGACGUGAAGCUGAAGCUGGGAUGGCACGUGUUGAAGAACCGUGAUUACAAGAUGACGCAGAACAAGGCAACCUCGAAGGAGCGCGACGAUGCGGAGAAAGCCUUCUUUUCCAGUGGCCCUUGGGCAACGCUUGAUCCAUCUACUGUUGGUGUCAAAACACUAAAGCCGCGUCUCAGCAAUCUGCUGAGAGACCAAAUAGUUCUGCAACUGCCCGGCUUAGUGAAGGACGUCGAGUCUGGAAUCAAGAAAUGCAAACGUCAGAUCGAAAAACUUGGUUCACCACGAGAGAGCAUAGUCGAGCAACGAGAGUAUCUCAUCAGUGUGAGCCAGACAUUUUCCGAUCUGAUGAAAGCAGCAGUCAAUGGAAAUUAUACCGAUGCAUUUUUUGGUAGCUCCAAGUCCGAGGAAGGUUACCAGAAACGUCUUCGGGCAGUUAUCCAAAGCUUAUUGACCGAAAUUAAGGAUGAAAUGAACGAAAAUGGUUGCACCAGACAGAUAGUCGAUCCUGAGGACCAGCCAGAUGAUGAAAGCACGAUUCUAAGCGACAACCAAGUGCUUAGAUCGGCCUACAUGGAGGACGUCUCCAAACUGAUGGAUCGAAAUCGUGGUUGUGAGCUGCCAGGAACCUUCAAUCACCUCAUUCCAGCACGGAGCCAGCAGCGUGCGGCCGCUGUUGAAAGCACAGCCAAAAGGCUGGGACGGUUCAUCAGGCCUGCGAUUGAUGACCUGGGCAAGGACCUGGAAGCAUCGUUCCAAGAUUUGCUUCGGCCGUACCAAAACAUACACGCAAUCACAUACAACGAAGCGCUCACAGCGCAUGUUCAAAAGGCGCAAGCCGAACGACGACGUCGCAACUUGAAGGCUAGGCUUGACGAAUCAUAUCCCGUUGAGAUUGCGGGGUCCCAAAGGUUGACAGUAAGCCGACAAGCAAUCUUGGACAUGUUCAAGGCUACCGAGGACGCGGAUAUGAAAUCCCAUGCCAGUUCCUUGGCUGUGGAUUACCUGGAGGCUUAUUACAACGUCUCCCUGAAGAAGUUUAUCGACGACAUCAGCACCUUGGGGGUAGAGUGUUGCCUGAUGCAAAAACUGCGAACUGUCUUUGACCCUCGAGAAAUUUACAAGAUGAGCGACGCGGUACUUCAACAACUGGCUGCAGAGGACCCGGACGAAAAGCUGGAGCGCUCCCGAUUGAAGGAAAAACUGAGCGUACUCGACAGUUGCUUGGCCGAAGUCGUUUCGAUUGUUUACAAAAAAGCUGAUCAAAAGGGAAAGGCCCAGUGA
This is a messenger RNA of Metarhizium album ARSEF 1941, 2016 nucleotides long. Its product is annotated as interferon-induced GTP-binding protein Mx. The coding region runs from base 1 to 2016 and encodes 671 amino acids. Gene Ontology annotation, molecular function: GTP binding; GTPase activity; microtubule binding. Gene Ontology annotation, cellular component: membrane; microtubule; cytoplasm. The transcript has 4 exons. The record is from RefSeq and is a predicted model, not a curated record. NCBI's taxonomy places the organism in Eukaryota, Fungi, Ascomycota, Sordariomycetes, Hypocreales, Clavicipitaceae.